Lotus japonicus is the source of this 2681-nucleotide messenger RNA. RefSeq names its product elongation factor G-2, mitochondrial. Gene Ontology annotation, biological process: mitochondrial translational elongation. Bases 166 to 2424 code for a protein of 752 amino acids. Gene Ontology annotation, molecular function: GTP binding; translation elongation factor activity; GTPase activity. Gene Ontology annotation, cellular component: mitochondrion. NCBI's taxonomy places the organism in Eukaryota, Viridiplantae, Streptophyta, Magnoliopsida, Fabales, Fabaceae. The record is from RefSeq and is a predicted model, not a curated record. The transcript has 20 exons.
UAAACACACGAGACAAUACAUGGUCCAUGAAAAAAAGUCGGCACUCGAACCCGACCCAGGUGAAAAAUCCGACCCAGUUUCGUUUCAUCAUUUCUCUCGAUCAAGGGUUUUACUUCGAAACCCCAUUUCUCAAAACCCUGAACCCGACACCACCAACCACCAUCCAUGGCUCGCAGGUCCUCGGCGCCGCGCCUCCUCUACGCACUCUACACCUCAGCCUCAGCCUCGGCCUCACCGUCUCCGGCGUCGUCUCUCCUCGGCGGCGCAUUCCACCUCCGGCACUACUCGGCGGGGAGCGCGGCUCGCGCGAAGACGGAGGAUAAGGAGUCAUGGUUGGAGUCGAUGGCGAAGCUGCGGAACAUUGGAAUCUCGGCGCACAUAGACUCCGGGAAGACGACGCUGACGGAGCGGGUGCUGUUCUACGCGGGUCGGAUCCACGAGAUCCACGAGGUGAGGGGCAGGGACGGCGUCGGCGCCAAGAUGGACUCCAUGGACUUGGAGAGGGAGAAAGGAAUCACCAUCCAGUCUGCCGCCACCUAUUGUUCUUGGAAAGACUGUAAGAUCAACAUAAUUGACACACCUGGACAUGUUGAUUUCACGAUUGAGGUUGAGAGGGCUUUACGUGUCCUUGAUGGUGCCAUUCUUGUUCUGUGUAGUGUUGGUGGGGUGCAAAGUCAGUCCAUUACUGUUGAUCGUCAAAUGAGAAGAUAUGACGUCCCGAGACUUGCAUUUAUCAACAAGCUUGAUCGGAUGGGUGCAGAUCCAUGGAAAGUUUUAAAUCAGGCUAGAUCUAAGCUUCGGCAUCAUAGUGCUGCAAUACAAGUUCCAAUAGGCUUAGAAGAUGAUUUUAAGGGACUUAUUGAUCUUGUGGAGUUAAAGGCCUACUAUUUUCAUGGUUCAAAUGGUGAAAAUAUUGUCAUUGAAGAAGUACCUGCAGAUAUGGAAGCCCUGGUGGCAGAAAAAAGACGUGAACUCAUAGAAACUGUGUCAGAGGUAGAUGACGUACUUGCUGAAGCUUUUCUCGGUGAUGAGACCAUAUCACCUGCUGAUCUUGAGGGUGCAAUUCGUAGGGCUACCAUAGCGCAGAAAUUCAUACCAGUAUUCAUGGGUAGUGCUUUCAAAAAUAAGGGGGUACAGCCACUUCUGGAUGGUGUAGUUAAUUAUUUGCCAUGUCCAAUUGAAGUUAAAAAUUAUGCUCUUGAUCAAACCAAGAACGAGGAGAAGGUGGAGUUGCUCGGAAAUCCUAAUGGACCACUUGUGGCAUUGGCUUUCAAGUUGGAGGAAGGACGGUUUGGCCAGUUAACAUAUCUAAGAGUCUAUGAGGGUGUUAUUCGAAAGGGUGAUUUUAUUAUUAAUGUAAACACCGGCAAGAAGAUCAAGGUCCCUCGCUUGGUUCGGAUGCACUCAGAUGAGAUGGAGGACAUUCAGGAGGCUCAUGCCGGCCAAAUAGUUGCUGUAUUUGGUGUUGAUUGUGCAUCAGGAGAUACUUUUACUGAUGGGUCAGUUAAAUACACAAUGACUUCUAUGAAUGUUCCUGAGCCCGUGAUGUCCUUAGCUGUACAGCCAGUCUCAAAAGAUUCUGGAGGGCAAUUUUCAAAAGCUUUGAAUCGCUUCCAGAGAGAGGAUCCUACUUUCCGUGUUGGCUUAGAUCCAGAGAGCGGGCAGACGAUCAUUUCUGGAAUGGGGGAACUUCAUUUAGAUAUCUAUGUUGAACGCAUUAGGAGAGAGUAUAAGGUUGAUGCUUCAGUUGGAAAGCCCCGUGUGAACUUCAGAGAAACUGUUACUCAGCGUGCUGAUUUUGAUUAUUUACAUAAGAAGCAAUCUGGAGGGCAAGGGCAAUAUGGACGGGUAACUGGGUAUAUUGAACCACUUCCUGCAGGGUCACCAACAAAGUUUGAAUUUGAAAACAUGAUUGUUGGUCAGGCUAUUCCAUCAAAUUUUAUCCCUGCAAUUGAAAAAGGUUUCAAAGAAGCUGCCAACUCUGGUGCUUUAAUUGGACAUCCAGUUGAAAAUCUUCGAGUUGUCUUGACGGAUGGUGCUGCCCAUGCUGUUGAUUCCAGUGAACUUGCAUUUAAGUUGGCUUCUAUCUAUGCUUUUAGACAGUGUUAUCCAGCUUCUAGACCAGUUAUAUUAGAACCUGUUAUGCUUGUUGAGCUGAAAGUACCAACAGAAUUUCAGGGAGCUGUUGCUGGUGACCUCAACAAGAGAAAAGGUGUGAUUGUUGGCAACGAUCAGGAAGGAGAUGAUUCUGUCAUUACUGCUCAUGUCCCUCUUAACAACAUGUUUGGGUAUUCUACAUCUCUGCGUUCCAUGACACAGGGAAAGGGUGAAUUCACAAUGGAAUACAAGGAACAUUCCCCAGUUUCUCAUGAUGUACAGACGCAAUUGAUAAACACGUACAAGGGCAACAAGGCAGCUGAAUAAUCAGGUGUCUUUGAAUUACAUGGUACUAAGAUUUUAUCUAGAAAAAGCAAUUGUGACAACACUGUAGGAUAUAGGUUUGGUUCAUUCAUUAGGUUCAACCAAUUUUGGAAAGCAAAUAAAAGUUGCUCUAUGUGGUAAUAUAGUGUGAUUCAUUAAAUUAGAUAAAUUAUUUUUGUAAGGCCAUUUGUAUUGUAUAAGAUGUAAUUUAUGCAGCUCUUCUAUUUGUAACACUAGUUUUAAUUUAACCAAAUUGCAUU